This is a messenger RNA of Branchiostoma floridae (Florida lancelet), 885 nucleotides long. RefSeq names its product UNC5C-like protein. The record is from RefSeq and is a predicted model, not a curated record. The coding region runs from base 1 to 885 and encodes 294 amino acids. Lineage: Eukaryota; Metazoa; Chordata; Leptocardii; Amphioxiformes; Branchiostomatidae. Gene Ontology annotation, biological process: netrin-activated signaling pathway. Gene Ontology annotation, cellular component: membrane. Gene Ontology annotation, molecular function: netrin receptor activity. The transcript has 2 exons.
AUGGAAGAUGACCACAACAUUGAUCGACACCAAGCCAAUGUCCCAAAUGAAACACUGACAAGUAUACCGCAUGAGGACACAACAGAUGAAGACCGCCAGAGAGACCUAGAGCUCUUCAACAAAUUGUCCCUGGAUCGUGACAAGCUUAUAAGGGAAGGAACCAUCCCUCUGAGAGUCCAACUACAGACAAAUUUCAGUUCCAACAACUUUGCAUCUGGCGUUUUCGACCACACCGGCGGACACCUCUCCCUGCCCCGCCACGACAUCAACCUGUUCAUCCCGCCAGGAGCCAUUGAAGACGGGCGGCUCCAGACCAUCCACAUCUUCGUCCCUCCCAGCAUGCACCGUGGGAAACCUGCCCCCGUCGUGCACUGCGGACCAACCGGUACCACGUUUCUUGACCACGUGAUCCUGUCCUUCCCGGUGGACCCGAAUUACGAUAAGAUAGUCCCCAAGUUCACCAACACAGAAGUAGGAUCAGAAGAGGAUUGGAAGCCUCUGCUUGAAGAUGACGAUGCAGCGUCCAUCGUCCAAAACGGCAAAUGCACCCUUUUCCUUUCGCACUUCACCGGAUUUGGAGCAGAUGCAACUGAGGAAGGGGCAUCUCCAGACAAAAAGAUGAUUCGAGUCGGAGCGUUUGCCGCCAAACACACGUCUGACGACGGUCUCUACAAGUUGCGAAUCAGGAUCUAUGACGCAUCUGCCGCCGCAAGUGAGGGGAUUUACAACAAAGAGAGAAAGCUGUUUGGCGGGCGACUGCUCGAUGACGACAAAAGAAUGCAGAUAUACAGGCGUGGUGGGGCCCUGUGUGUGAAGAUGUGCGGUAUCUCCCGUGGCUGGAAGACAUUGGAUGACAGUGACGAGAAUCAGGUGAAAUUUUCCUGA